GUCGUUAUUUAUUCGAAGGUUUCAGUAUAGACCGGUAUAGCUUGGAUUUCUUUCUUUUUAUCGCCACAUGGUAUAACGAAGUACUUUUCUACUCCUUAACUCACUUAACCGGCGAAGCAGAAAAAGUCCUAGAAAGCACAUCAGAAUUUUGUUGACCUCUUGAGUAGUGUAUCAGGUGUAUGAAUAUAUCUUAUGGUUGAACGUGCCACGAAAUAUCGUCCUUCUUCACCUCGUAUGUGUAUAUAAGGGUUAUCAGAUGUGUAGUGUUAUAAGAUGAUUUUCAAAGAUGUUAGUAGCACUAGUCUCUCGUGGGAGUUACGUCUAGUAAUUCAGUUUGUUUUAGUUGUUUCUGUAACGCUGAGGCUGGCAUCAGCUAGCGAAGACGGUACCAUCAUCUUUCCUCCUCUACCUAAGGAUGAGCCGUACAAACUUCAACCGAAUGCAGAAACUAAUUCAAAUGGACUCAUCGAUAUUUCUGCCGGGAUCGCGAAUAUCCUCAGAAGCCAGCCACCUUAUGACGUCAUUAAUGAAAUCGUUUCUAAUAAGUCUUUUAAUAGCAAAAAGGUCAUUCAAUAUGAAGGACCCAUGAUUACUCUAGCAGCAAUAUCACUGACAUUUGCUUUAGCCAUGCCAAUCACUGGAUUGAUUGUCUGCUGUCGCUGUUUAGACCAUAAAUGUUGUGGAACUCUUAAUGAAGACAAAAAGUUAGAUAUCCGUCCGACAAAGAAGCGAAAGCUGUAUGCUUUGGCACUCAUAGUUUGUUCUAUAUUUCUUAUAACUGGUGCCAUUAUCAUUUUUGCAUCCACCUCCAAAAUGACUGGCACUUUACCCAAAGCAAGAACGACAUUUGAUGAUGCUUUUGAUGAUAUCGUUACCUACAAAAAUAAUAGUUUUAAGAAAAUGAACCACAUUGUUGGGCCGGAAAUGUUGAUAGUUCUUGAUAAUGUUAUCAAAGAGAUUGUUGGGCUGGGGGAGGACAUAGUAAACCCAAUCAUCAAACAGGGCGGUCCACUUGUUAUUAAUCUGGUCAACUCGGCCAUUAAACUUAACAAAGAUAUAACAAGCUCACUUAAUCUUCUUGAAGAUGUACAAAAUACAGUAUCAUCAUUGGUUUCCGAUGGUAAAAAACUAGAUGAGGUUUUAUCUGAGUCAAGACAAAACAUAUCAGAUGCAAGAAGUGAAUGCAAUUCACCAAUCCCAAAAGAUGAAUGUAAAUCAAUACCAAAUGAAAAGCUGCUUACUGGUGAAGCUAACUUCACUCAGGUCCCAAAUAUCACCGAUACAAAGAACAGAGUGCAGGAUGUUGUGAACACCAAYUUGACUCAAGAAGCUGAUAAGGGUAACAAGUCCUUUCAUAAUCUUCCAAAGAAAGUUCAAAACAUGGCCUCAAACUUUACAUCAGGCUUCGAGAAUUACACGAGCGAAGUGAAAAACAUCUCGACAGACUUUUUAAGACCGUUAGAAGACAAAGUGGAUAACAAACAUUGCGUAUAGUUUGAGCGGGACGUUGGUUUUCAUCAUGGUUAUUCUAGCUCUAUCGGGCAUCAUACUUGGUAUGAUUGGAGCGAGUACCUUUGACACUCCGAGUACCAGAGGAAACAUGUCUGACCGUGGUGGAAAGAUUUUGAUUGGGUGGGAGGACUACGAAGUCGCAACCGGACUGUACCAGCAAGACCCAAAGAUACGACUAGCAACGUUUCGCUCUGUAAUGGGGAAGGAAUGUCUGCAMAUAUUCCUUAAUCUCAAGUUAAGUGACGAAGAAAAGAACGACGUAAACACAUGCUUAAACGCGCUAGAAGCCUACUUCAAACCAAAGCGCAACGUGGUGUACGAACGAUAUCUGUUCAACAGCUGUACUCAAGGCCCAGAAGAAACCGUAGAUGGCUACACUGGGUCGAGUCGGAUUUGCAUUGCAUCGUGGGACUGUUUCAGGGGACAAAAUAGUCGCCAUCUUGGAAAUACGUCCGCUAAAACAAAAUGCACUGCAAUAGACAGUCACUGCAAUACCAACUCGACCUCAACCUCAUACGAACGUUAUUUUCAGACCAUUGAUAACCCUGAUGUGAUGAAACCACUGACUUUGACCUAUAAGAAUAAAGCACUUGAGGUUAUCGUCAACGAUGUAUUAAGUCAAUGUGAAGAGAACAAAGCACCUUGGACUGUACUUAAGAUGGAUAAUCUCUUCAAUCUUUCAUCGAUACAAAACUACAGAGAUAAAAUUCCCGAUUUGGAUGAAGUCUUUAAAGACAUAAACAAGACUGUUUCAGACACGUCUGUGUUGACAGACAAAGCAAAGAAAAGCAUCAACGACUCGCUUGAUGCUGGAGUGCAGAAUAUCAACUUCACUGAAUACUCGCAACAGACUGAUAAAGGAAUAGUCCAAGUAUCCCUGACCAGCUUUGCUGAGAAUAUCACAAGAGUAGCCAAAAAGACAACAGGGAACGUAAAGACCAAGCUACAAGGCACAGCAGACACGUUGGUGAACUUCGACACUAACACUGUACAACCAGCACAACAGAAAUCAGAACGUCUUAAAAAACUUGUUAAUAAACUUCAGAUUGAAGCCAACAACAUUGUGAAUGGUGUGGACAAAAUUGGUAAUGAUUUAGUUAAGAUUGAGAAAUUUAUCGUAGAUGACGCCGUAAGAAUAGCAGUACAGGGUGUCACAAAGCAUACUGAUAAUAUAUUGAACGACGUCGAUCAGUUGUUAGAUCACGUGAUCAAUCAGGUCCGUUUUGAUGUAGGUCGCUGUAGGCCCGUCCAUAACAUGUACUCUUCAAUCACAUCCAAUGUUUGUUCAGACUACUUUGGAAACCUUAACGCAUCGUGGAUUGGUUUUGGGCUCUGUGCACUCUUCUCUUAUUUGAUCAUUAUCCUUACCUUACGUGCUGCCAAGCACUUCCGUAGAUCUCACCAAAAUGAUGUUAGAGAUUCAGACAAGUGGGACGACAACGUCGAGAUGCCGUGGGAGUCAGGUUUCGAAAUGAAUGAGCCAAAACAUCAGCUGAUCGGGACAUGAUGUUACCAAGGAAACACUUCAAGUUUUUUUUUGUAAUGUAAAAUAUGG
Actinia tenebrosa (Australian red waratah sea anemone) is the source of this 3067-nucleotide messenger RNA. RefSeq names its product prominin-1-A. Gene Ontology annotation, cellular component: membrane. The record is from RefSeq and is a predicted model, not a curated record. Lineage: Eukaryota; Metazoa; Cnidaria; Anthozoa; Actiniaria; Actiniidae.